Pelobates fuscus (common spadefoot toad) is the source of this 633-nucleotide messenger RNA. RefSeq lists its product as uncharacterized. NCBI's taxonomy places the organism in Eukaryota, Metazoa, Chordata, Amphibia, Anura, Pelobatidae. The record is from RefSeq and is a predicted model, not a curated record. The transcript has a single exon. Bases 1 to 633 code for a protein of 210 amino acids.
AUGACUCCCGUCCCUCCUACUCCUCCUUCCCCCAUUCCUUCUGUACCCUCUCCUGUCUUUUCCGACCCGUUGUCCGUUUUGGCCUCCGCCCUGUCUGCUUGUCUCUUACGCUCAGCCCAACCUGCAACUACCUCUGCCUCCUCUAUGGCCCUAGUCCCGUACUCCCUGGCAACAGAUCCAAGUUACCCACUCAUGGUGGUUGGCUCGGAUGAGCCCGCCACUUCAGAUCAACCCUAUGCUGUGGGCGUCUCCCCGGCAGCCUCAGGUUUCCAUCCUACUACAUCACAGAUGGUCAACCCCCGUAAUAUUGUCACUGGUCUCCCUGCUCCUGGGCCCUCAGCUAUGCGAGCUCCAGCCUCCCUUGAUGUUGCCUCCUAUCAUGGCCUCCCGAACCCUUUCCCCCCCGAGGAUGAUAAUGUACAAGGGCACAGCCUGUUCCGCCCUCAAGAUAAUAGGCCCUCACAGCGACAUGCCACCUCCGGGUUACACCUCCAGGUGCCCCCUGCUACCGACGGUGCUCCACCUAUGUAUGUCACAUUUAACCCAUCACAAGCUGCCACCUUGGUCACUUCCCUCCCUGACCCUGAAAAACAGCCCAUGCCAUUCUUCCGCAGAAUAAAUAUAACAAAUUGA